AUGGCAAAUGACUUGUGUGAGAAAGAACAGGAGCCAGCACCACAGAUGAAGAAUGGAUAAGAAUCCAAAUGCCAAGAUGAUGAAGAUGCUGAGCUGAUCUUUGUUGGGGUGGAAUAUGAAAGUGAAGAUCCUGAAAUUCUCUUUGUCAAGGAGAUUUCAAAUGCAAAAGCCAUCAUUUCAAACAUUUUGAACAGAGUAAACCCAGGAUCAUGUUCAUCAAGAAAGAAAGGCCACAUGAGUCAAGAGAACACUCAUGCAUCAAAUUCUGCAAAUCUUGUAACCCCAACAUCAAAUGCAGUGGCUAAAUUGCCAGUUUCUCAGCCUGAAUUGAGAUCAACAGAUACUCAUAUUAUCAUGGAGUAUUCAUCUAAACCUGGUUGUAAAUGGAGCCCACUGCAAGUCAUGCCCCAUAAUUCCUCAGAUUUGCCCUCAGUAUGGACUCAGCAUGUAGUUGGAGCUGCUCUUUCUGUAGGAAGCAAGGAUGAAAGUCCUUGUGAUUCAAAGCAACUUUUCCCUUCUGAUGUAAACAGUGGAAACCCUAAGAAGCCUAAACUCAGUGAUGGAAUUCUAGGGGAACUUUCUUCAGAUAACCUUUCAGGUAUCUUUCCUACAGUGAAUGUUGGUACACCCUCAAAAGCUGUUCCUGCUUCAUUAAACCAUGAUCAAAAUGCAACACUGAUUCCAUGGGCAUGUGCAAAUGACAAGACACAUUUGGAUCUUUUGACAUUGGACACAGGAAAUAGCUUUGAAGGACUGGCAGAAACAGACUUUUCAAGCAUAACAAGCCAGAACAAGGCUGUGGAUUCCAAGAAAGGAAAUAUGAUCAUGUUACUUUAUGACUUUUACUAUGGACAGCUUAAAGGAGACAGGCAGGCAGAACAGAAGACUCACACAAACUUUAAAUACCUCAGAUUCUUGAAAGUUCUAAAAAAUGUUAAGUUUAUGAACCACAAGAAGCACCAUUUGGAACUUGAGAAACAGAGGGGUGAUAGCUGGGAGAACCACACCACCUGUGAGCACUGUCACCGGCAGUUUCCCACUCCCUUCCAGCUACAGUGUCACAUUGAAAGUGUGCACAUCUCCCAGGAACCCUCCACUGUAUGUAAAAUCUGUGAAUUGUCAUUUGAAACAGAUCAGAUUCUCUUACAACACAUGAAGGACACUCAUAAACCCAGUGAAAUGCCAUAUGUAUGCAAGGUUUGCAAUUACAGAUCAUCGGCUUUUGCUGAUACGGAAAUGCAUUUUAGAGCCUGCCAUGAAAACACUAAAAAUUUGCUGUGUCCAUUUUGUCCGAAAAUUUUCAAAACAGCAACAUCAUAUAUGAAUCAUCUUUGGUGGCAUUGGAACAAGAGAGUCUUUCAGUGUUCCCAGUUCUGGCUACAGUCAUUGACUUUAAAGGAGAAAAUGGAACACAGAACCAAGAAUCAUCAAACAUUUAAAUGUUCAGAGCAACUAGAAGGGUUGCUGCCUGAAACAAAGGUUAUUAUCCAAACCUCAGUUCAGCCAGGAUCAAGAGAUGCAGCAUCCAUUAAUGUCCACAUCAGUCACAAUAAGUGA
This is a messenger RNA of Choloepus didactylus (southern two-toed sloth), 1557 nucleotides long. RefSeq names its product zinc finger protein 280B-like. Gene Ontology annotation, molecular function: DNA-binding transcription factor activity, RNA polymerase II-specific; RNA polymerase II cis-regulatory region sequence-specific DNA binding. Lineage: Eukaryota; Metazoa; Chordata; Mammalia; Pilosa; Megalonychidae. The record is from RefSeq and is a predicted model, not a curated record. Gene Ontology annotation, biological process: regulation of DNA-templated transcription.